Leptopilina boulardi is the source of this 4537-nucleotide messenger RNA. RefSeq names its product G-protein coupled receptor dmsr-1-like. Gene Ontology annotation, biological process: G protein-coupled receptor signaling pathway. Lineage: Eukaryota; Metazoa; Arthropoda; Insecta; Hymenoptera; Figitidae. The record is from RefSeq and is a predicted model, not a curated record. The transcript has 2 exons. The coding region runs from base 1147 to 2337 and encodes 396 amino acids. Gene Ontology annotation, cellular component: membrane. Gene Ontology annotation, molecular function: G protein-coupled peptide receptor activity.
ACGCUCUUUUACUACUCAUUCGACUCCCGCACGCUCGAUCGCGAUAAUCUAAUACCGUUUGCAAAGACUUCGGGUCGCAUUAUUUUUAUUACAUUGCUAGUAUAAAAGUUUCACAAUGAAACUAAAAAAAUAAAAAAAAAUUAUCACAAUGAACACUACAUUUAAAAAAUAAACAGUUCUUUAAAAUUGCUAAAUCCAACAUUAUAAAUGAUUAAACAAUUUAUAAAGCAAGAGAUAAAAAUGUAACAAAAAAAAUUGAGAUGAUAAUUUUUAAUUCACAAGUGAACAGUAAAAGAUGAUCUAUGAAAGUUGUCUUCCUUAAGGAAGUGAAUUUCGAUUUAGGACAGUGACAAAAUAAUAAUAAUAAUAAUAAUAAUAAUAAUAAUAAUAAUAAUAAUAAUAAUAAUAAGUAUGUGAGAUACAGGUUUUAUUCAGGGAUUUCAAAAUAUAAGAAUCCCCCAUAUUGACGUUAAUAUGUGAAUAUCUGAUAAGGACGUUUCGAUGGAUAUAGAGAUUUCCGACGUCAUUUUUUUCAUCCCUUCCCUAAUAGUGAAAAUUGCUCUACAAGUAGGUGACUCCCUACUUAAAGCAGCCCUCAAGUUCAAAGAAGCAAUAGUCGUUGAAGGAAACGAGUGUAUUAAAAGAAAUGCACCCUUCUCAUUCAUUAUUCAUAUACUUUUAAAUGAUAAAAGUAGAAAUUAUUCACGUGGCAAGUUUUUAAGAAACAAAUUCUUAUAUAAUAGAAUAUGUUCUCGUAACAAUAUAUUUAAUAUUAAAACUGCACAUUAUUAAUAUAAAUAGAGAUUGUGAAUUAUUCGAAAAUGGUUAAUUUUGAAACGUAUGAAUCAACUGUGGAAUGUGCAAAGGGGGGAUCAAACUUAUUGGUAAUGAUGAUAUGUUUUAGAUAAUCUUAUGCUACCGUGCAGAUGACAGCACUAAUUGUAAAACAAAAUUGUGUUGUAUUACAACAAAACGCAAUUGAUAAUAGGAAUUGCUAAUAAAUGGCCUACGAUGACAAUUCGUCACUUACAAUGUAUUGUCAUCAGCAACGAACAAUCAUUACAACAAAGAAAAAACACGGGGAAAUGACAAAGAAAUUUGGAUAAUUUGAAAAAAAGAAAAUAACAAUUAGAAAAAAGAGGAAAAAUGAAUUCGACAUUCGAGUCACAAUGCGUUGGUUGGUUGGACACCUUCCACACCAAAUAUAUAGCAAUUCAUGGCUGGGCCAGUUUCUUGGUUUGUGCAUUCGGCUCAAUUGCCAACGGCCUAAAUAUCGCGGUUCUAACCCGAAAGGAAAUGUGUUCUGCAACAAAUGCCAUCCUCACCGGUUUGGCAGUUGCUGAUUUAUUAGUGAUGUUAGAGUACAUCCCUUAUGCAAUACAUUCAUACCUAUAUUUCCGACCUCCCAAGAACACCUUCACUUAUGGAUGGACGGUUUUCGUCCUCUUUCAUGCCCUCUUUGCCCAAGUCUUCCACACAAUUUCCAUCUGGUUGACCGUCACUCUGGCGGUUUGGCGCUACAUUGCCGUGGCACAUCCUCAAAGAAAUCGGGAGUGGUGCAGCUAUCACCGAAGCAUCGUGGCAAUAGUGAGUGCCUAUCUGAUAUGUCCCCUAAUUUGUGUGCCCCUUUAUGUGACCACUAGCAUUCAAGAGAGAAGACAAUUGUUCGAUUCCGAUGGGCAAUAUGUUAAUAAUUCUCUUUACAACGAGACUACCCUUCCGGAAGGUAUCACGAAUGGAACAAUUUUUGUUGUAUCCCUCAGUGAUACCGCUAAGGUGCUGAACUUCUGGAUGUAUAGUGUGGUUAUUAAAUUGAUACCAUGUCUCGCGUUGACCAUCUUGAGUCUCAGGUUGAUUCUGGCUCUAAUGGAAGCGAAAAAAAGGAGGAAAAAACUCGCCGAAGCAACAAUGGUCAAGAGUGAAGAGGUGUCUGCAGAAUUUUGCAGUAGCAAAAAGAAAAAACGAAAAUCUUCGAGACUGAUGGACAAGGAGAAACAGACUGAUAGAACUACAAAGAUGCUAUUGGCUAUAUUACUCCUGUUUUUACUCACAGAAUUCCCUCAAGGAGUCCUGGGACUACUUAGCGUUAUUCUUGGGCCAAAGUUCUUUAAAAAAUGCUACAUAAACCUUGGUGAAGUGAUGGACAUACUGGCCCUGAUAAACUCAGCCAUCAAUUUCAUUCUUUAUUGCGCGAUGAGUCGACAAUUUAGGAUGACCUUUAAACAACUUUUCUGCAAAAGGAAACUUUUCGGCAGGUGGCUUCCAGUUCCAUUGCACGGUGAAAAUAAUGGAAAUACGGGGACCAAUCACACUGUGACCCAAGUUACUCAAGUCUAGCACAGGAGAGUUCGACAACCAUUUUGCUAUCCCCUUUAAAAAAAUUUCUUUCGAUGAGGACCUAACGAUCCAAUUUUUUUACUCAACAACCCUUCUAGCGACAUAUUUAUUAACCUUUUGAGAAAAAGUCGAUAUAAUUCCACCAAAUAAAGUGGCGAGAAAUAAAAGUCACCCUUCUUUACAUUUCUCAUUUUAUUCACUAAAUUAAGAAAAAAAUUAAUACAGUUAAUUAUUUUAAAAUAUUUUUAAAUCAACAAAUUUUCCUAAUUACACUGAAAAAAAUUUAUUUCAUUUAAAUAAUAGGUUACUUGACUAUUAUCAAAUAAAUAAUUACUUGAACCAAAUAAUUUUUAUUUCAAUUAAAUAAACUGUAUUUGGACCAAUAAUUUCUGUAUUUUAAACAAAUACCAUCUAAUUAGGUAACUCAAAUAAUAAUUAAAUAAAUAUUUAUUUGAUAUAGUCAAGUAACCGAUUUUUGAAUCAAAUACAUUUUUUUCAGUGUACAUACACAUAUAUUUUACAAUAAACAAAUAAAUCAAAAAUAAUUAUUUGACUUAUCCAAAAAAAGUAAAAUUUUUAAACAUUGUGAAAUUUAGAGAAUUUUGACUGAAUUCUACAGAAGUUAUAAAUUUAAAUAAUUUAUUAAAUUAUAAAUAUAAUAAUGAUAAUAUUAAUAACACAGACAAUAUUAAAACUGAAUAUAUAAGUAAUUUAACAUUUUGGUUGGUGAGUUAAUGAAUUCGAUCGCAUUAAAAGGAGACGUACCAUUUUUUAUAUAGAAUGAAAAAAAAAAUUCUUUAAAUGAUUCUACUCAUUCAGCUAAAAUCAAUUCAAUUUAUAUAUAAAAUCCACGAAAGCAAAAAAUAAUAUAAUAGUUAAACAAAUAAGCUCAUCGCUUAUGAUACAAUUAACAAUAGAAUAUGUAAUUAAAAUAUGAGAUUUAUUUGACUUAAUAAAAAGAAGGAACAAUAAAUAAGAAAUGAAAAGUAAUUUUUCAGGAACAAUAUUACAUUUUCACGAGUUCAUUUUAUUGUCACAAUUAAACUGAUUAACUCUUGCAACGAAAAUAUACAAAUAUACUUUGCUCAAGUCUCAUUGAGAACAAAGACAGAAAAAUAAAAUUUAAAAAGUGUGGAAUAAAAAAAAUUUUGGUACGUAUUACUAAAAUGAUAGCAAAUGGUUGUCGGACUUUGAAAAUUAUAUAUAAAUACUUUAUCAGAGUGGUUCUUAAAAUAGUCUCAAAUUUCAUAAACUUUGAGUAACAGAAAUUUUCAAAAUGAAAAAUUCUUUUAUUUUAAAAUCAAAAAAUUAUUAUACAUUUUAUUAAUAACUUUUUAAUUAUAACUUUAUCAUCAUUUUUAUAAUGUAAAAUAAAUUUAUUUUGACUAAUUAGGAAAAAUUUGUGUAAAAAUUGUGCGAAAGUAGAAAAUACUAGAAUUUUUGAGAUCCACUCUAAAACCUCCGUCAUGAAACUUUUAACUUAAUUUGAGCGCAUUCUUGAAUUUUAGAAGAAUUCAGUCUUCGCAGUAUAAAUAACAUAAAGCAGACCAAAAAUUUAACAUUUUAUACACAUCGAAAAAGAAGAGUUUUUCGUCGGAGAUGCGAAAACAUUUAUAUAUAUAUAUAUAUAUAUAUAUAUAUAUAUAUAUAUAUAUAUAUAUAUAUAUAUAUAUAUGUGUGUGUGUGUGUGUGUGUGUGUGUGUGUUAAAAAAUAUUUCAUUUAAAAAAUUCCCUUGUGAGAAUGAUAUCAAAGAGUUGCGAACGUUAAAUAAUUUACAUUCAACUUAUUGUAUUUUUUUUAAUAUUGUACUAUUGUCGAGAAUGUAUUUUUCACAUACAAAAGAUGUAUAUUUUUCAUUCCCUCCUAUCAAAAAAGAAAGAAGACUCAUUUUUUAUUAAAUUUUCCCUCGUUUUCUAUAUUAUUUCUGAGCUCAAAAAUAUUCAGAAAUAAAUAUUUUCCAUAGAUUUUUUUUUCUAUUAAAAUUCAAAAAUCUUAAAAACUGUUUCCUUGAGUAUUUGAUGCACAAAGAUUAUUCAUUUUUGAGUUUCAAAGUAAUGUAAAUUAUUAAUAAUAAUAAUAAUAAUAAUAAUAACAAUAAUGUUAUAAUUAUAGUAAUAAUAAAUAAUAAAAAUUGGAAGAAAAAUUAUAUAAAAGAAAUAUCUAAGAGGUGUAUAUCAGAUUGAUAUAAUAAUGUUAUAA